AUGAAGCAAUUCGACAAGGUGCUAACAGUUGCGAUGCCCAUAUCAAUGAAGAUGAAGAAAUUGCAAUCGGAAGUGUGGGACGAUGGUCCCUAUGAUGCAAACCAUAGAUUCGUGGAUUCCCCCAGAAUCCCAAAAUCCAGUAUAUCUGCCAAUUCGAGUUUUCCAACACCAGCAAGUUCACCUCUAAAUUUUUCUGGCUAUCAAAAUCUUCUUAACAUUUAUCUAGAAGGUCCACUUGUGGAUCUUCCAGAAUACUACCAGCUUUACCAAGCUUACUUUGGUAAGAAGCCAAUUACAGCAAGUCCCGAUGGAGAAGCUAGGAAAGCUGCCAAACCUACGGAAGCUUCAAUUUCUCUGGAGUUCUUACAAGGGAAAAAUUAUGGUUGUCACAGCCAACCCAACCUUCCCCCAAAAAACCCCGGGCAUAUACCCUCACUUCAUCUCCUGGAAAACUCACAUUCUGGCGGGCUUAAACUCAACAUAGGUUCUACUGUUAAGUCUGGAAAGAUACCAAAUACUGCAGCAAUAGGACUGCUCAGAAAUGAAGAUGGAAUGUGGAUCACAGGAUUUAUUGGAAAUUUGGGAACAUGCCCAAUACUGACAACAGAGCUAUGGCCUAUCAGGACAGGUUUAACCAUGGCUUGGGAAAUGAGGCCACACAAUAUCAUUAUGGAAGCAGAUUCAGAAGCUGCAAUUCAGUGUAUCAGGUCAACCAAUUCAGACCCUCAUCCUGCUGAAUCAAUCAUCAAUGACUGCUGA
Ilex paraguariensis (yerba mate) is the source of this 759-nucleotide messenger RNA. NCBI's taxonomy places the organism in Eukaryota, Viridiplantae, Streptophyta, Magnoliopsida, Aquifoliales, Aquifoliaceae. The record is from the annotation of a GenBank genome assembly.